Molecule: messenger RNA, 1444 nt
Organism: Camellia sinensis
Lineage: Eukaryota; Viridiplantae; Streptophyta; Magnoliopsida; Ericales; Theaceae
Source: RefSeq, a predicted model, not a curated record
CAACUGAACGAUCUUGUUUGCAAACAUCAAGAAAUCUCUCCACCUAGGUGCAAAGGAGAAGCCGAAGGAAGCAAAAGGACUCCUUAGAGUUCAUCGUGAUCCAAACAAGUUGCUGCAAGAUGAGCUUGACAAACUCAGGCUUAAAAAUUCAUAAUGGCCUCAACCUCAAGAACUCGGACGGUAACUUUACCACGAGUGACCAACCACCCUCAACAGCCAACUACUGCUGUAUCUCGCAAUUUACCUGGCGGAAGCUUCAGCCUGCGAUUUGGUGAUUAUGUAGCCGCCCAGCGUGCAGAUCCAGUUCAAUAUGAUCAGAAUGACAAUGAAAUAAUGGAUUCUGAAGAUGAUACAAACUCUAUUCAGAAUGAAGCUCGCAAUCGGCAAGAAACACUUUUGUUCUUUGAAGAACAACCAUCAGUUUUCAAAGAAACUCUUGACCAGGCCAGUGCUCGCUACACAGCUUUUCAACAGCGACAAACGGAACGUGGUGAAAUGGUGGUGCCAAGACCACAGCCGGAAUCUGAAUCUGAAUCAUCACAACCGCAAUCUCGAAGGACCAGAAAGAAGAAAGGCAAGAAGCAGGACAGAAUUUGCCGAACAUGUUACCCCAUGAGCGAGUAUGAAGAAAUUGAUGCUGUUCAAUUUAUCAGACUAUUACCACAGGCAACUAGGCCAACUCGAGCAACUGAUGGAGCUGUUGGUUAUGAUUUAACAUCAAUAGCCAUGUAUAUAAUCCCAGCCCAAGGAAGAAUGCUAAUCUCCACCGGCAUAGCCUUGGAGAUACCUUAUGGCCUUUAUGGAAGACUUGCCCCUCGAUCUGGACUUGCUCUAAUACAUGGAAUCGAUGUUGGAGCAGGAGUCAUUGAUCCUGAUUAUAGAGGAGAAGUUAAGGUACUCCUUUUUAAUCAUAAUCAGGAGGAAUUCAUAGUUCGUGCUGGAGAUAGAAUCGCUCAGAUCAUCUUUGAGAAGGUUUCCUUACCAAGAAUUGUGGAAAAUGAUGCCCAAAAUCUAUGCGAUACACGAAGAAGCACUAAAGGAUUCGGAAGCACGGGGAAGGAAAAGGCUUUGGAAUAUAGACCAGAGGAUUCAGACUCUGACUCUACACUUAAUAUAAUUGCUAUGAUGGAAGAAGAAGCGGAGACAGAGUACCCACAGAUAAAGAAAUUGGAGGCGUUAAUUGCAAAACGACAACAACCUCAUUAUCUGUUAUCUUCAUCAUCAGCAGUUACCUCUCAUUAUAAUCUUCCACAGGAUACAGUAAUGGGUCCCCCAGGCUAUCCACCGGCAACGGGACGAGGUCCAUCUAUAAAUAUCCCGGAAAGACCCUCAUAUACAGCAGGAAGGCAAAAUUUCAGACGAUGAGCUAACAAUGAAAUGUGGAAUUUGCCAUCUGCCAUGCAUCAUACAGGAGCCAUGUUUGUCAUUCCACAGGCUCUUGGAA